Messenger RNA from Trypanosoma theileri, 363 nucleotides. RefSeq names its product putative protein kinase. The annotation marks the transcript as partial. The transcript has a single exon. The record is from RefSeq and is a predicted model, not a curated record. Lineage: Eukaryota; Euglenozoa; Kinetoplastea; Trypanosomatida; Trypanosomatidae.
GUGUACUUUAGUCGUAAUGAAGAACCAAUCGCCGUACUUGCUGAGCGGCGGCCGCGGUUUCUACACAUUGUGUUUAGUGGACCAAAGAAGGGAACAGGAAGAACACCGGUGCCAUUGGAAUAUGUAAGUGCAUAUGGAACGGUUCUCGGCUACUCGGAUGAUGAUACUGAAAUUAUUUGGCAUGAACGUGGGGAUUUGUUUGCCAGUCGUGUUUCACUUUCCGCUAUUGACUCCGCAACGUGUAUUCAUGCCCUGCAGUGUUUACACUGUGCAUGUGUGGUGCCUAAAGAAGAAGUGGUUCCUCAUCUUGAAAAACAUGUGAAGGGACUGGGACGGGCGGCGGGUUGUGGCACCUUUAUUGAU